Messenger RNA from Meleagris gallopavo (turkey), 1018 nucleotides. The record is from RefSeq and is a predicted model, not a curated record. Lineage: Eukaryota; Metazoa; Chordata; Aves; Galliformes; Phasianidae.
GAGUCUGUCUGUUGGACUAAGGGUUGCUGAGGAGCUGCUCUGAAUGCAGCAAUGCUGUCCUUCUGGAGCAGGGAUAACACAAAGUUCUAUGCCCAGCAACGCAGCUCCAUGGGACAUCCUUCUUGCUAUCUUUGGUGGUAUGAUCUGCAAAAUGAGCUCUUGGCCUCUGGCACCAGUCAGAAACCAGAUGAGAGGAAAUACCACGAAGAUGAGGAAGGCCCUGGGAGGGUUGAAGGGGAAAUCCUGUUUUGGUGCUGCACUGGCAUUUUGAUUAUCUGCCUUCUCUGCUAUGCUUACACUCGAAUCUUCUGGAAAGCUCAAGAUAAAAGGUUAUGUUCUGACAAAAGGGAGAACACUUCCAAAGUUCCCAGUAGCCCUAUCAGCGCAUUUUACAGCACUUUCAAUGCCCGGCUCUUCCUUAGUAAUAUUUAUAAUGGGAUUAAAGAAAAGUGCAUCCAACAGCCCUACAUCUCUACCUGUCACUCUGAGACAACCACUGCGAUGUGUUCCGGUGAUCAAAGGCAAGAGAAGCAGUUCUCAAAGCUCAGCCAGGAGAGAACCUCCAAUGUUGACAAUGGCAACUCAUAUAGCUGGGCACCAGUGUGGAAGGCCAACGAGAUGCAGUCCAUCCUCCAUGAAGUGAGCCAUAAACAGCGUCCAGCACAAAAACAAAGGGAGAUAGAGAACUUUUGGAUCAGGGAGCAGCCCUGUGGGCAUUGUAAGGCUGAGAGGCUCCAGCAAUGGCUGCACCAGCACUUUAUUAAGCCUUCUGAGAAUUCUUCAUUAGAUAAGGACAUCUGGCAAGGUUGUCCAAGGAGGAGAGUAGCUGCAGAGCUGAGUUCCUGAGUUCCUGUUCACCCGUGGCUUGGUUUCUGCUCCUAUUGUGCGUUGCCUUCAAGUGAAACUUGCUGCAUCUUUAAUUUUCUUGAAGCACUGAAUCCAUAUGAAACCACCACAUCUGAAGAUUGGAGAUGCUAGUUUCAAUAAAGAAUAUACAGAAUAGAAUAUGUAACGUGUG